AUGGCAUCUGUCACUUCGACCGCUACUCCAACCCUCAGGGUCAACGCCGCAAAGGGAGUAACAGAGAACCAGCAACCACCACAUGGCUCCAGAACACAACCCCCCGAUGGAUCAGCUUCCUACGAUCAUUUCUUCUGGACAUAUACUGAAGAACCUCACCGCUCGAGACGUCAAGCCAUCAUAAAAGCUCAUCCGGAGGUCACAAAGCUAUGCGGUCCUGAACCCCUUACGAAAUGGCUCGUACUCGCCGUCGUCUCCCUACAAAUUACAUGCGCAUAUCUGCUCCGUGACACUUCAAUGUUCUCAUGGAAAUUCUUCCUGACCGCAUACGUGAUUGGGGCAACCUCGAAUCAGAACCUCUUUCUCGCCAUCCACGAAAUUUCACACAAUCUGGCAUUCCGGUCUGCGCUUGCAAAUAGGUUGUUGGCUAUUUUUGCCAAUUUGCCGAUUGGGUUGCCGUACAGUGCUGCUUUCAGACCCUACCAUCUCACGCACCACAAAUCCCUCGGCGUCGCGGGCCUCGACACCGAUCUCCCCACGGCCUUUGAAGCGUUUCUGCUUGACUCUCUGCUCGGCAAAGCGUUCUUCUGUACAUUCCAAAUUUUCUUUUAUGCGCUCAGGCCCAUGUUUGUGUACAGUCCGCCCUUUACGUCCAUCCACGUCCUCAACUUGAUCACUCAACUCAGCUUUGAUUAUGCGCUUGUGCGAGUCUGUGGCGGGKCAAUACAGCCUGUUUUGUACUUGUUGUUUAGCUCAUUUCUGGCUGGAUCCUUGCAUCCCUGUGCGGGACAUUUUAUUGCGGAGCAUUACUUUUUCUCGGAGGUCAAGGCUGGCGGCACAGAGUCGCUAUCUGAGUUGAAGAACGAGGGAAAGAAGAGUCCGCUGGAUUCUCUGCAACCCCCAGAGACGUACUCCUACUACGGCCCACUGAAUAUCCUGACGUACAACGUCGGACUACACAAUGAGCAUCAUGAUUUCCCUGCUAUACCGUGGACAAGACUACCGGAAGUCCAUCGUAUUGCACGCGAGUUCUACGAACCGUUGCCGUGCCAUCGGAGUUGGGUAUGGGUUAUCUGGACGUUUGUGCUCGAUAAAAAUGUCGGGUUGUGGUGUCGCGUUAAAAGGGCUCAGGGUGGUAGGAUUGUUGGCGGUGGAAGUGGUGCUGGUUUGUCGAAAAAGGCCGGAAGAGGAGGUGAGGGGAUUUCUGCCUCUUCUAUGAAAGAGGAGGAAGAAGAGGAUGGGUGGAAAGAGAGUGAGAUUCAGAAUUAG
Talaromyces amestolkiae is the source of this 1269-nucleotide messenger RNA. RefSeq lists its product as uncharacterized. The coding region runs from base 1 to 1269 and encodes 422 amino acids. Gene Ontology annotation, molecular function: sphingolipid delta-4 desaturase activity. Gene Ontology annotation, biological process: ceramide biosynthetic process. The record is from RefSeq and is a predicted model, not a curated record. Lineage: Eukaryota; Fungi; Ascomycota; Eurotiomycetes; Eurotiales; Trichocomaceae. The transcript is spliced from 3 exons. Gene Ontology annotation, cellular component: membrane.